AUGGCCAUCACGAGGAGUCGACUUGUCGGUCGUGGCUCCUACUCGAAGGUGUACAGCGGCCGGCGAGGCGACGGCCAGGAGGUGGCGCUGAAGGUCAUCUCCGAGAAGGUGAAGAGCGAAUACGUGCUGCGCUUCCUGCCCCGCGAGAUCGUCAUCGUCAAGCAGCUCAACCACCCCAACGUCGCCCGUGUUUAUCGGGUGUACCAACUGGAGCGCGAGCAGUCGACCGUGCUCGAGACGGAGUUCUGCGCCAACGGCGACCUGCUCGACAAGAUCAAGAAGAAUCACCACCUGUCGGAGAAUGAGGCGAGGCCCGUGUUUCGGCAGCUGAUCGAGGCGUUAAAGUACCUGGAGAGCCAAGAGAUCGUACACCGGGAUCUGAAAUGCGAGAACAUCUUCCUCGAUGCCAACGACAACGUGAAGCUCGGCGAUUUUGGGUUUUCGCGCGUGCUGAAGAAGGGCGAGAAAUCGGACACGUUCUGCGGCUCGAAAGUGUACGUGGCGCCCGAAAUUUUGCGAGCCCGACGCUACGAGGGGAAUGCGGUGGACAUCUGGAGCUCAGGUAUCGUGCUGUACAUCAUGGUGACCGGGGUGAUGCCGUACGAUGAGCGGAACAUGAAGAAGAUGGUCGAACGUCAGUUGACGCACAAGAUACGAUUCCCGACCUCGCCGGAAGUGAGCAACACGGUGCGCCAGCUGCUCUACGCCAUCCUCCAUCCCGAACCGAAGAGCCGCAUCAGCUACAACGACAUGAUCGAGCACGACUGGCUCAAGGAUACGCCGUAUCGCAUGAAUAAGGACGACGACUUCAAAGCCCUGCUCCCCACUCCUGACGCCGAAAAAAUGCAGGUACCGAACAGUAUCGAGGACGCGCCACUCAUC
Mesorhabditis spiculigera is the source of this 882-nucleotide messenger RNA. Lineage: Eukaryota; Metazoa; Nematoda; Chromadorea; Rhabditida; Rhabditidae. The record is from the annotation of a GenBank genome assembly.